UCAAAUAAAACGCCCUCUCUCUCUCUCUCUCUCUCUCUCUCUGCCAAACAAACAAAAUUUCCUUUUCUUUUCUUUGGGUUCUCACAGUUCCCGGAACCUUCUUCUAUUCUCUUCUUCUCUUCACUUCUUCUUACUUGAAUUCCAUUCAUUCCCAUGUGGUCAUGUAUAUGAUAUAAACUUUCUUUUCUUCCCCUUUGCAUAUAUUAAAGAUAAACUCAACCAUCUAUCCAUUUUUCGAUACUCAAGAAGAGAGAUGAGAUGAGGCCGAAUCAACUGCCACCACCCACCGGCUCUGCUUCUGCAUCCAACAACCGGGACCGUCCCCAGCGCCGCCGCAAGGACAACCUGACCUUGCCGCUGCCUCAGCGGAACGCACCAUUACCCAUGCCACUUCCCCUUCCGCCGUCGUCCGCCACCUCAACCUCCGGGCCCACUUACCAGCUGAUCCCUUUCUCGGAGCUCGAUCGCAUCAGUCGCAUCGGCAGCGGGAGCGGCGGCACCGUCUACAAGGUGGUCCACCGACCCACCGAUCGCGUCUACGCCCUCAAGGUGAUAUACGGUCAUCACGAGGAUUCGGUGCGUCGGCAGAUCCACCGCGAGAUCCAGAUCCUUCGCGACGUUGACGAUCAGAACGUGGUUCGGUGCCAUGACAUGUACGAUCACAACGGCGAAAUCCAGGUGCUUCUCGAGUUCAUGGACGGUGGCUCGCUGGAAGGGAAACACAUCCCGCACGAGCAACAGCUCGCAGAUCUAGCUCGCCAGAUUCUCAAGGGGCUCGCCUACCUCCACCGCCGGCACAUCGUUCACCGCGACAUCAAGCCGUCGAACCUUCUGAUCAACUCGAGGAAGCAGGUGAAGAUCGCGGACUUCGGUGUGGGUCGGAUUCUGAACCAGACGAUGGAUCCGUGCAAUUCGUCGGUGGGUACGAUCGCGUACAUGAGCCCGGAGAGGAUAAACACUGACAUCAAUGAUGGGCAAUACGACGCAUACGCUGGAGAUAUAUGGAGCCUUGGGGUUAGCAUCUUGGAGUUUUACAUGGGCAGGUUUCCCUUCGCCGUUGGCAGGCAAGGUGAUUGGGCGAGCUUGAUGUGUGCCAUUUGUAUGUCUCAGCCACCCGAAGCCCCUCCAACGGCCUCGCCUGAGUUUAGGGAUUUCGUUUCCCGGUGUUUGCAGAGAGAUCCCUCUCGUAGGUGGAGCGCUUUAAAGUUGCUGAAUCACCCUUUUAUAGCUCAGGGGAUUCCUCACCAUAACCAGCCCAAUGAGCGUGUUAUGUGACACCCGAGUACUGUUGGAGGAUUUUGCUGAACAAGAACCUGGAGGUGAGGUGGAGAACGGAGAUAGUCUCUUCUUCAUUAUCGCUAGCUAGCACACAAGAAAGAAGAGUUUUUUUUUCGUAUUUGGUUGAGAUUGUUAGUAAUAGUAGUCAUCAAUGGUUGCGGAGCCAAGUGAGGCUCCUCUCUUUUAAUAGGUAGAGUCAGGAAUAUUUUUGGGGUCCCAUUUUGGUUCACCUUGCUUCGUUUUCCUUGGAAGGAUGUUGUUGUACACAUUUGCAAUUUUUUAGAACAUCAUCGCUCUCUUUAAUUUAAUGUAUUUCUCUGUCUCAUACAUUAUAAUCGAACGACUUUCUUUCUGUGAAAAUUGAUUCUAAUUCCUAUCAAGCAUCAUUAG
Molecule: messenger RNA, 1668 nt
Organism: Gastrolobium bilobum
Lineage: Eukaryota; Viridiplantae; Streptophyta; Magnoliopsida; Fabales; Fabaceae
Product: mitogen-activated protein kinase kinase 5
Exons: 2
Coding region: 259-1275 (338 amino acids)
Biological process (GO): protein phosphorylation
Cellular component (GO): cytoplasm
Molecular function (GO): protein serine/threonine kinase activity; ATP binding
Source: RefSeq, a predicted model, not a curated record